Messenger RNA from Carlito syrichta (Philippine tarsier), 1382 nucleotides. RefSeq names its product coiled-coil domain containing 34 (gene CCDC34). Bases 1 to 1095 code for a protein of 364 amino acids. Lineage: Eukaryota; Metazoa; Chordata; Mammalia; Primates; Tarsiidae. The record is from RefSeq and is a predicted model, not a curated record. The transcript has 6 exons.
AUGCGGGCCGCGGGGCGGCGGCGGGAGGCCGCCCCUCCGCUUCCCUACGCCGGCUUCCCCGCCGGCUGCAGACCCGGGUCUCGGCCCUCCCCCGGCGCCUUCUCCGUCCUCCUGACGGGCGGCCUGGGGCCGGGGCCGGAGGGGGAGAGCCCGCCGCCGAGCUGCAGCGAUUCCACCCUGUCGCUGCUGUCUCCCCUGGGCCGGCAGAGCCCCCGGUUCGACGAGGCCGACGGCGACGGGGAGGACGAGGAAGACGUGGACGGAGACGCACCUGACUCGGCGGCGGCCCCGGCGGCGAGCCCGGGGGCAGCGGAGUGGCCGGGGCGCGCCAGUGCUGAGGUUGAAUCAGAAGAUAACCGAGAAGAACAGAAACAGGUGCGCUUACUGGAAAGCAGCCUGACACCGUGGGAGGUGUGGUUUGUUGGCAAAGAAAAAGAAGAACGUGACCGGCUGCAGCAAAAAGCUCUGGAGGAACUCAAUCAACAACUCGAAAAAAUAAAAGAAAUGGAAGAACGUGAAAAAAGAAAGAUAAUUGCUGAAGAAAAGCACAAGGAGUGGGUUCAGAAAAAGAACAAGCAGAAAAGAAAGGAAAAGGAACAAAAAAUUAAUAAAGAAAUGGAGGAAAAAGCAGCAAAGGAGCUGGAGAAAGAACAUUUGCAAGAAAAAGCAAAAGAAAAAUAUCAAGAAUGGUUGAAGAAAAAAAAUGCUGAAGAAUAUGAGAAGAAGAAGAAAGAAAAGGAGAAAGAAAAACAACGGCAAGCUGAAUUACAGGAGAAGAAGGAAAUUGCAGAAAAAAAGUUUAAGGAAUGGUUGGAAAAUGCAAAAAAUAAACCUCGCCCAGCUGCAAAGAGCUAUGGUUAUGCCAAUGGAAAGCUUACAGGUUUUUACAGUGGAAAUGCCUAUCCAGAGCCAGCCUUUUAUAACCCAGUUCCAUGGAAACCAAUUCACAUGCCCCCUUCCAGAGAAUCUAAGGACCCCUCAUCGAGAAAGAGUAAAAGGCCUAUGAAGAGCCAGCCACACCAGCCCUCCUCUCUGACCAUCUACAAAGCCAGGAGCAACCUUUGCCUGGGAACUCUGUGCAGAGUACAAAGAUAGCACAUGUGGGAACAGCAUGCUUUUACCUGGAGCUAUUUAAUUUUAAAAUUAGAAAUUGUUUCUUACUGCUCAGAAUAUAGACAGGUACCAAUUUUUGCAUUUGUAUAUGGAGUCCUUAGAGUUAAUCGAGGAAGAUAUUUUCUACAUUUUGUUUUGCAUGAACCUUUCAAUAUUGACUUUGGCAUACUGUUUUGCAGGAUAAUUGACUGAAUAUGUGACAAUUGUGUUUGAAUUUAAACUACAUGCUAAUACCAAUAAAGCCAAUUUGUCUUUUUUUUUUUCCCCCA